AUGAGGAUCUCAUGGCGACUGGGUAUGGGGCACGUUGAAUCGGUGGAUGACUACGUCGGAGUUCUUGUGCCCUUGGAACAGGCCCAUCUCUAUGGCCAAUCGGCCAAGUCAGGCAAGAAGGCAAGGUCUCAAACCCAGGAUGACGACCAACUAGAUGAUGAGGAAACCAAGGAUGGGGACUAUGAGAUGCAGGGCAUGCUCCAGAAGAAUGUCGGCGGGUACACCAUCGAAGGCCUGCGCAGAGAGAUGAGAGAAGGGCGACAGGGACGGUGGACAACAUAUGAGAUCAAAUCGAAACUCAUCAACAAGGCGAUUGGAGAUAUCGGGAUGGGAAGCUACAAUUGGCAACUCUUCACCCUCUGCGGCUUUGGGUGGCUAGCCGAUAAUCUAUGGCUACAAGGUGUUUCUCUAACUCUCCCAUCCCUCUCAGCCGAAUUCGGCGUCCACGAGAAGACAGUCCGAUACACGACGAGCGCCCUCUUCGUCGGCCUCUCGGCGGGCAGCUUCUUCUGGGGCAUUGGCUCCGACUUCCUCGGGCGCCGCAUCGCCUUCAACACGACGCUGCUCAUCACCAGCGUCUUCGGCAUCAUGGCCGCCUACGCGCAGAGCUGGGGCGCCGUCUGCUUCCUCUUCGGCGCCCUUGGCUUCGGCGUCGGCGGCAGUCUGCCCGUCGACGGCGCCUUGUUCCUCGAGUUCCUGCCCGACGCCUCCAGCGCCCUGUUGACCCUGCUCUCCGUGUGGUGGCCGAUCGGCCAGCUCGUCGCGUCUCUCGUUGCGUGGUACUUCAUCGCGCGCUGGCCGGUUGAGCAGGGCUGGCGGUAUUUUGUCGUCACCAUUGGCAUCAUCACCUUUGCCAUGUUCGUCAUUCGGUUCUUCAUCUUCCACCUCUUCGAAUCGCCCAAGUUCCUCCUCAACAAGGGCCGUCAGAACGAGGCCGUCGCCGUUGUCCACGGCCUCGCGUUCCGCAACCACACCAAGACUUGGUUGACGUCAGAGCUCCUCGAUCAGGUCGCCUGCAGCGACGACGAGCCAGGCAGCUCCAGUGCCGUGUCGCAGAUACCCUCACACGCCACCUCCGGCGUCAUCAUGGGGAAGCUCAAGGGUUUCUCCGGUGAGCGGCUUAAACCUCUGUUUAAGACGAAGACCCUAGGGAUAACCACGGUGCUCAUCUGGUUCUGCUGGGCGACCAUAGGCAUGGGCUACCCCCUAUUCAACGCCUUUCUCCCUCAGUACUUUGCUCGCACGCACGCUGAUGCCGAUGCCGAUUCAUUCCAGUCCGAGACGGCUGCCAUCUCUGCCGCAACAUACCGAAACUAUGCCAUAACGUCCAUCAUGGGCGUCCCUGGCAGCCUUCUAGCCGCCUAUCUCGUCGAUCACCCGUCCCCUUUCCUCGGUCGUCGUGGCACUCUCGCCAGCUCCACUUUCAUCUCGGCCAUCUUCCUCUUUCUCUUCGUCAUCUACGGCACCACCCCAUCCACCCAGCUUUUCUUUUCCUGCGUCGAGGCCUUCUCACAGAAUAUUAUGUAUGGCGUUCUUUACACAAUAACGCCAGAGAUAUUCCCCGCGCCAGUCCGCGGCGCGGGUACAGGUGUCGCGAGUUUCCUCAACCGCAUCACUGGCCUAAUGGCCCCCGUGUUAGCUGCCACGGUCCCGGGAGAUGGCGCCACCACACCCAUUUACAUGUCCGCAGCGUUGAUCCUGUCAGCAUUUAUUGGCAUGUGCAUGAUUCCCAUCGAGACUAGAGGCGCCGAAAGGCUGUAA
This is a messenger RNA of Ilyonectria robusta, 1761 nucleotides long. Its product is annotated as major facilitator superfamily domain-containing protein. The coding region runs from base 1 to 1761 and encodes 586 amino acids. NCBI's taxonomy places the organism in Eukaryota, Fungi, Ascomycota, Sordariomycetes, Hypocreales, Nectriaceae. The transcript is spliced from 4 exons. Gene Ontology annotation, biological process: transmembrane transport. Gene Ontology annotation, molecular function: transmembrane transporter activity. The record is from RefSeq and is a predicted model, not a curated record.